AGCGCUGCAUCCGUCCGCACCGCAGACGUACCCGGACUCUCACCUGUUGAGUGCUGAUACCGCUCUUCUCGGCCUUCCCGUUGGGCUUUCAGGUUGCCUGUGCUCUUGAUCCCUGAUCACCAUGCCAACCCAGCUGGAGAGCGCAAUGGAUGCGCUUAUUACCGUCUUUUACAAUUAUUCCGGCAAUGACGGUGACAAAUACAAGCUGAACAAGGGCGAGCUGAAGCAGCUAUUAAACAGUGAGCUCACUGACUUUUUGACGUCUCAAAAGGACCCCAUGCUUGUGGAGAAAAUCAUGAACGACCUGGACUCCAACCAAGACAACGAGGUGGACUUCAAUGAGUUUGUGGUGUUGGUGGCUGCCCUGACGGUGGCCUGCAAUGAUUUCUUCCAAGAACAGCAGAAAAAGAAAGGGAAAUAGAGAGUGAACUCACGUGUAGUAGUAAUGUCCAGCAGUAGUCCAACACGAUGGUAUAUGUUUGGUAAUGUGAUGUGACAUGGUACAUCAAUGUAGUCAUGAGGGAUGUAGAACAAAUACGUACUUCAGCACACAUAUAAUUGCUGGUUAUAAAUGCUGCUUAUAAAUUAUAUGCAGAAGUAGCUAAUUUUCAUCUUUGUGGAUUUAGUGAUUUUUUUGUUCAUCACAAACAUUGAUUACAAAGGUGCCUAUACUACAUUUCAAAUUCUUCUGACUGAAUUGCAUUUUCUUGUUGCACCAUUAUGGAAUUGUUCCCAUCCAUCCCGUUUUAUGUUUCUAAAAAAAACAUAAACAAAAUACACAACACACUAAACCAGGGAGCUGUGUCCCUAGAACAUGUGGUCCAAAACAUACCAUUUAAGUAAUUAGUCAAAAAUGAUGGUAUAGCAGAACAGGCAUUUUCAUUUCAUUCAUUUAUAAAUAAAGGAUGACAUAAUUGUUAACUAAAGAAAAUACUAGCAUAGUAUACAAUGACACCCUCAUAUGAGAAGGUGUCUUAGUGCUGCUAUGUUCAGCAAUGUUUUAAAAUAUAAUUUUAAAUACAUAUAAUUGAAAAUGAUUGCGUGCCCCUAAGAAUACUGACAUGUUUGUAACUCAGCACCUGUAUGCUUAUCAUACUGUAUUUUUCUCUCUACAUUAUCUCAAAAUAACUUAAGUCUAAACUGUUGUUGUAAUGUUAUUUUUUUGUUCCAAUAAACUAUUUUGUGCGUGAAAUA
Molecule: messenger RNA, 1194 nt
Organism: Brienomyrus brachyistius
Lineage: Eukaryota; Metazoa; Chordata; Actinopteri; Osteoglossiformes; Mormyridae
Gene: s100z
Product: S100 calcium binding protein Z
Exons: 3
Coding region: 122-421 (99 amino acids)
Cellular component (GO): cytoplasm
Molecular function (GO): calcium ion binding
Source: RefSeq, a predicted model, not a curated record